Messenger RNA from Humulus lupulus (European hop), 1266 nucleotides. Its product is annotated as F-box/LRR-repeat protein At3g26922-like. Gene Ontology annotation, molecular function: protein binding. The record is from RefSeq and is a predicted model, not a curated record. The coding region runs from base 1 to 1266 and encodes 421 amino acids. The transcript is spliced from 3 exons. NCBI's taxonomy places the organism in Eukaryota, Viridiplantae, Streptophyta, Magnoliopsida, Rosales, Cannabaceae.
AUGGCUGUAAAGGGCGGGACAAGAGGUAGAGGUCGUCCGGCGAAAAAAAGGGUUAAAACGACAUAUUCAUCAAUUACUGAGGACAGAAUUUCAAAACUACCUGAUGCAGUUAUUGUACACAUCUUGUCGUUUCUCCCCACUGUGGAUGUCGUUCGGACAUGCAUCCUUUCAAAGCGUUGGAAAUUCAUGUGGUAUUCAGUCCCCGUACUCUUUUUCUCCGAUGCUACUACUGAUUUUCAAUCGCCACAGGGCCUAGAAAAGUUCUACAAAUAUGUGGAUGAUUGUUUGGAACACCGAAAGAGAGUCAACGCUAGAGAUUUGACUAUUUUGGAGUUGGAAGGGUUAGAUUUGGAUGCUACCUAUUCAAUUGGACUUCCAGCAUUGAAAACUUUGUCGAUGAAAAACUUUUACUUUCAACAUGAAAAGGGUGAUGCAGUAUUUAAGCUUUUGUUGGAUUGCCCUUCCCUUGAGAAUUUGGUGUUAAAUUUGUGUGGUAACAUGGGUACUAUUGGUCAUCUGCUCCCUUUACAAAGUUUAAGCCUCAAGUUCAUAAAAAUUGAAAAUUUUGAGGAUGCAAUACCUUUUCAGGUUGAAGCCGUAAAUCUUGAGUCUUUGGUACUAAAUGGAUUUAUGUUUGAAAUCUCAAAUCUUUCUACCUGCAAGGCAAUAAGAAAUCUCUCACUAACUUUUAAUAGUAGUGUUGAAGACCCGGCAUCAUUAGAGUAUCUUAUUUCAAACCUUCCACUGCUUGAGAAUUUGACUUUGGAGGAUUGCAAUGAAUUGAAGUUGGAGAACAUUAAGAUAUCGAAUCAACAGUUGAGAAGUUUCAAUUUGAAGAAUAAAUAUACUAAAUAUGAUCAUGGAAUGAACAUUAUAAUUGAAUCAGCUCCAAAAUUAGCAUUUUUUUGUUAUGAGGGUGAUAUCAACUUCAUCCUAUCAAUAAAGUCCUCUAAUUUAUUGAAUGGAAAAUUCGUAAUUUCUAAUCUACAUGAGAACUAUGACCCAAAUUGGUUUACUAGUAUGAUGGUUUUUCUUCUAAAUCUCAAUUGUUCUUGGAAAGUUAUAACCCUGCAUGUGCACUCAGACAAGGAUCUCGUUUUGUCAGAAAAUUUCAAAAAGAUAUGUCGUUCUCCCUUGUUUAAUUGGAAGCAUCUCAGAGUUAUCACUGAUGAUAAGCCAGAAAAAGAAUCAAACCUGAAAGACUCCUUGAUGUGGAUCUCACCCUUUCUAGAAACAUUAUCUAUUAAUGAAAAGGUCAUACUUUAG